AUGCCCCAAAAAGAAUACCACAAUCAAGCCACGUGGGAGUCUGGCGUAGCCUCAAUGAUGCAGAACAAGGUGUAUGACAUCUGUGAUGAAGGUCACAGUGGCGUAAACCAGCUUGGUGGUGUGUUUGUUAAUGGUAGACCGCUGCCGGAUUCCACCAGGCAGAAAAUAGUUGAACUUGCUCACAGUGGUGCUCGACCCUGCGACAUCUCCAGGAUACUGCAGACCCAUGAUGAAGUCCAAGUGCUGGACAGUGAAAAGGUAUCCAACGGCUGUGUGAGCAAGAUCUUGGGAAGAUAUUAUGAAACGGGCUCCAUAAGACCGAGAGCGAUAGGCGGCAGCAAGCCCAGAGUCGCCACUCCAGAGGUGGUCGCGAAAAUCGCGCAGUACAAGCGAGAGUGUCCGUCUAUCUUCGCGUGGGAGAUCCGUGACAGACUUCUGUCGGAGGGGAUCUGCACCAACGACAAUAUACCCAGUGUAAGUGUAUUGACUGUGUCAUCGAUAAACAGAGUCCUCCGCAACCUGGCUAGUGAAAAGCAACAGAUGGGCGCAGAUGGCAUGUAUGACAAGCUGAGAAUGCUCAACGGUCAGACAGGAACUUGGGGGACCCGGCCCGGCUGGUACCCCGGAACAUCAGUGCCAGGGCAGCCCAACCAAGAUGGUUGCCAGCAACAAGACGGUGCAGGAGAAAACACAAACUCAAUCAGCUCAAACGGCGAGGACUCAGAGGAGACACAGAUGCGGCUGCAGCUAAAGAGAAAGCUACAGAGAAAUCGCACGUCCUUCACACAGGAGCAAAUUGAAGCACUGGAAAAAGAAUUUGAAAGAACCCAUUAUCCAGAUGUGUUUGCACGAGAGAGACUAGCAGCAAAAAUCGACCUGCCCGAAGCAAGAAUACAAGUAUGGUUCUCAAACAGAAGAGCAAAGUGGAGGCGAGAGGAGAAGCUGCGGAACCAGCGCCGGCAGGCCAACAACUCCUCCAGUCACAUUCCCAUCAGCAGCAGCUUCAGCACCAGUGUCUACCAGGCCAUCCCACAGCCCACCACACCGGUGUCUUUCACCUCGGGGUCAAUGCUGGGUAGACCUGACUCAGCACUCACAAACACCUACAGUGCGCUACCCCCAAUGCCCAGCUUCACCAUGGCAAACAAUCUACCUAUGCAACCCAGCCAGACCUCCUCUUAUUCCUGCAUGCUGCCUACCAGUCCGCCUGUGAACGGGCGGAGCUACGACACAUACACGCCCCCUCAUAUGCAGGCACAUAUGAACAGCCAAUCAAUGACCACUUCUGGUACCACCUCAACAGGACUCAUCUCUCCUGGAGUGUCUGUCCCUGUCCAAGUCCCAGGGAGCGAGCCUGACAUGUCUCAGUAUUGGUCAAGACUACAGUAG
Molecule: messenger RNA, 1389 nt
Organism: Scomber scombrus (Atlantic mackerel)
Lineage: Eukaryota; Metazoa; Chordata; Actinopteri; Scombriformes; Scombridae
Gene: pax6b
Product: paired box 6b
Exons: 13
Coding region: 1-1389 (462 amino acids)
Biological process (GO): anatomical structure development; regulation of transcription by RNA polymerase II
Molecular function (GO): DNA-binding transcription factor activity, RNA polymerase II-specific; RNA polymerase II cis-regulatory region sequence-specific DNA binding
Source: RefSeq, a predicted model, not a curated record